Chironomus riparius is the source of this 609-nucleotide messenger RNA. The record is from the annotation of a GenBank genome assembly. NCBI's taxonomy places the organism in Eukaryota, Metazoa, Arthropoda, Insecta, Diptera, Chironomidae.
AUAAAAACCACGAGACUUGCCAUGUUCUCUUCAGUCGAUCUCGUGACACUUUCUGGAUCAUUCAAAAUAAAUUUAAAGGAUGUAUAAAAUCAUUGUAUUGGCAGUUUUAGCAUUUGCAUCAGCUGAUGCCUUCUGGUCAGCAUGUACUGAUCAACCAAAUGCCUUAGCACCAACAAGAGUCGAGUCUGCAUCAUGCAGUGGUAGCUUGUGCACAGUAAUCCGUGGUGAACCAUUAAUUGCUGAUGUCUUUGCAACCUAUACAACUGUCCAUAACCGCUUGGAUGUUCGUGUAACUGCUUUCGUUCUUGGAGUUCCAAUCAAUCUUCCACAAGAGCCACCAUAUGAUGAUGCUUGCAAUUUCAUGUACCGAGGAGGAGUUCUUGUCGGAUGUCCAACUGUUCCAGGACAAGAACACGUAUGGAGAAUUAACUUGCUUAUUUCUGAAAAUUAUCCACCAUUCCAGAACUCACGUGUUCGAUUCGAACUUUUGGAGAACAAUGUUGUUGCAGCCUGCGCUGAUAUUCAAGGUACAUUGGUUUAAAUGACUUAUCAAAUGGAUUGUAACGAGUGAAAAAAUAUAAAAGAAAUUUAAUAAAACAGAUUAAGCAU